Messenger RNA from Clonostachys rhizophaga, 963 nucleotides. Lineage: Eukaryota; Fungi; Ascomycota; Sordariomycetes; Hypocreales; Bionectriaceae. The record is from the annotation of a GenBank genome assembly.
AUGCUUUUCAAGACUCUUGCUGUUGCCUCCAUUCUCUCUGCGGCUGUGGCCAUCGAGACGCACGGAGGUGUUGACUUUGAGAUCCGCUGGGAGGCCGAUGGUGAACCAGAGCCUACAGCUAUCAAGGACCAUUAUGUCAACGUUGCCGCUGAGCAGGCCGCCACCCGUUUACAUCAGCGAAUCGCAGAGAAGAACUACCAAACCGGCUGCGAGGUUACCGACCAGACAGAUGCUGAGUCGCUGUACACUCUCAAGGAGUGCCUAGUAGCUGAGAAUAAGGAUGUAUUUUUCACUCUCCUGUCCGAGGAUAUUAAAGAAGGCGAGGCCUUCUGGGAGAAGGUUGUUGCUGAAUCUACCGCCUCCCGAGACCAGUGGAUUUCUGCUCGCGGCUGGGUUCGAGCCUAUUUCAACGGCAGUCUCACAGCAACCCAGUUUGCUACCUGGAUGACAACUGAGGCGGCUGAUAAUGCCUACCUUCGCGGCAACCCGGAGCACUAUUAUAAGUUUACUGAAAACCUUUCAAUGGUACAGCAAAGAUCGCAUCUAUUCGAAGGCUGGGGCGGUGUUCUCUCAUCAUUUGGCUCUAAGCUAGUCAACUUUACGAUACCCGACUUCCAGCCUCGGACCUUCGGUACGGACGACUAUCCCACUGAGUGGGUUAUUGACCCGGCCUUUGGAGCUUUCCAGCGCGCGGGCCCCAAGACCCUCCUCUCCGGCACCACUUGGGGUGUUUUGCAUAUUGGUGUUCGCGACAUUACUGCCGAGGAGUCUGGCCGCACAUCGGGUCUUGAGAUCUACGGAGCCGUGUGGUACCCCCCUUGGGACCAAAGCUCCGAGGAGAACCAGGCCGAGUACAAGAACUUGUUGAAGGAUGAGGAUCACCAGGUGCUAUCUGAGGUUGUUACAUGGAGCCUGCAGGCUCAGAAGGAUUGUGCGCAGGGCCUGUGCAAUUUACCACUGUAA